UUGCUUAAGUUGUACGUUCUUCCUCACGCUCCUCUGAGUACAUUUGAUAUCGCUUGCAGCUCUGAAUCGCUACAGUGUAAAAAAAUUUUCCGUAACAGUUUGUAAGAUUUUCUAGAGAAAUAAAUGAAUUCAUAAUAAAUAAGUGCGUAAUUAAGAAAAAAACGAUGUAUGAAAAGUGUAAUCGUCGCUCCUGCCUAUCAUGAGUCGGUCAGAAGCAUGAAGCAGACGUGAAUCUGUCACGAACGAGGAAAAGCUUUAACGAAAUCCUUCUGAGUUUGGCCGGCACCACAACAGUUGUGGGAUCGUUGUUGGGAACCCGGUUGCUACUUUAGUUUAUCAAGUAACCUAUGCAAAUUUCUUAUUUAGAAAAAUAGUUACGGCAACAUAUUUAGCCGGAAUCAUCUAGAGACCGCAGGAUAAAACCUUCACUUUCGCUCUGAAAAACGGACAUGAUGAACGGUCCUCCUGACGUGCGUUCAUCUUACAAAGACGAAGAUGUCUACAAACUGGCCUCCCAGUUGGCUACAUUCAACGUUUCUAACACAUCGUCCUUAGCCCUACCUGUUGAUGACUUCCAAGCUCAGUUCACGCUUGGAGCUGUGGGCGAUUCUUCCUCGGGUUAUUUAUCAGGAUACAGUGACCUACCAUCGUCUUCAGGUGCCGCUUCUAAGUCAGGCAGUGGCAGUUCGUCGGCAUCGCUGAGGUUAGGUUCAUCUUAUGGAGACUACAAAUCCGACGCAGUGCAAUGGAGCCAUAUUGGGGCAUCACGGGACCCCAACGAAACCAUGGGAAGUCACUACGCAAGUUUUUCAAUAGGAUCUUCAUCCUCAAGUUACUCGAUGCCAGGAGAAAAUGAUAGUCCUCCACUGGAUGAAAGAUCGCAAUUUUCCCUCGUUAACUCCUCGUAUGAUCCAUCUCAUUUGGGCGUCGAAUUUCAGUCCGAAGGCUAUCCAACUAACGGAGACUUUCUCUUCGAUAGCCACAUGGAUGACGACCUCAGACAACAUGGGAACGGCCGGAAACAUGGGUCGAGGCAGAGGGCGUUUGAUAUGCUCACAUCUUCCAAAGAAUAUUUGCAGCUUGGAGAUAUUUCUACUCAAGGUAAUUCAAGACAUGACUCAGGCUCAACUUAUCCUGACAUGUUUACAUCAACGCCUAGCAAGCCAAACCACGAAUUGUGGCUGCAGGAAGCUACAUCUCAUCUUGAUUUUGAAUCGCACGAAAUGCAGAACAAGUGUUUCGCCUUAGCCUCUAUGAUUGCUCAGAGACAAAAUGUUAUGAAAGGAAGAAACGGUAGUGGCACAUUGAAUGGGUCACUUUCCAAUGCUGUAGUAAGCGGGCCUGGCAUCUGUUCAGCCGUUCGAGGAAAAACCUCGUCUUUUCAAGUUUUGUUUUCAGAUGCUGCUGAAUCACCACAAGCCUUGAAAGUGGUUUUAAUUGAUCCAAAUAAUCAUCCAUGUGCGUUGAAAAUAAAACAAGUCUCAAGUGUAGCUUACGUAGUUCGUUACAAACCAGACUUUGUUGGAGUUUAUAAAGCAUCUAUUACCCUCAAUGGAACUCAUGUCUCCGGUUCUCCAUGUACCAUUAUGGUGGAUGCUCAGCACAAAUAUCAAGCUGUGUCCUAUGUGAAAGCCGUCAUCGAAGGAGAUUUAAUGAAAACUUUCACAUUUUCUGAACCAUGGGGUGUGUGCUGCGAUACAGCAGGCGUCGUGUUCAUAAGUGACAGGGGAAAUCACACCAUCAGAGUUUUCAAACCUAACUACGUGUACAGUCAUUGUAUCGGCUCACACGGAACGAUGCCCGGAGAACUGAAUAAGCCCGCCGGAAUUACGUGCGAUGAUCAAGACCAUGUAGUCGUCGCUGACAAAGAUAAUCAUAGAAUACAAGUCUUUGAUAUUCAAGGACAGGUUUUACUGGCAUUUGGGGAACAAGGCCACAACUGUCACCAGUUGAAUUACCCGUGGGACGUCGCAACUGAGCCCCAAGGCAGCAUCUUGGUGACCGACAGCCGCAAGGGGCGAGUAGCGAUAUUUUCGGGGGACGGCAUUUUUCUAAGGGAUAUUGGCGCUGACAGUCAAAUUCUCAGAAACCCAAGAGGCAUUUGUUAUCGUAGCCAAGAUGACAAAAUAAUUACAACUGACAUGACUAAACACCAAAUCAUUGUAUUGGACUUGACACCUGGCAAUUCAGGAGCUGAUACGUCUCUCUCCAACCAUCCUUCUUUGAUUGGCCGGAAAGGAAGUAACCCAAACGAAUUAAAUCGACCUCAAGGGAUCACUUGUGACCAGGAAGGAAAUGUGAUCGUUUGUGAUUCGCGCAACUGUAGGAUUCAGAUAUUUGAUGCUGAUGCCAACUAUGUGAACCAUUGGCCUGUCCCCUCUCCUGAACCAUCCAGGCAGGCUCAGCCUGCCGGCGUGGCGGUGACACCAGCGGGAAACAUUUUAGUUGUUGACGCCGAGCUCAAUAGAGUUCUUAUUUAUUAAUAGUGACGUUCAACAGCUAUAUUGCUCACCUUCCGCAUUAUUUUGAAAACAACUUGCUGUAAGCAUUAUAUUAUUAUCGGUUUCAUGCUUUUUUGAAAGUCAGGAGUUUGAUCCAUUGUUACGACCAAGAAAACUAACAAAACUCGAAACAUGAGUGGUUAACUUUUGUCACCUGCAAUUAUACUAUCGUAUAAUGCUUCGAUAUUCUUGCUAUAUUAAAAUACAAAGCCACUAAUUUCAGCGCUAAUCCUAAGCGUAUAUAUAAAGAUGUAUUCUCAGUAUGAGCAAACUUUAAAAAGGCUUUUGUUAGAACUAACUGGUUUCUGCAUUCUUAAAUAAAUGACUUCAGCUGUUCUAUAACAAUAACUUCUACAAAGAUAAGUGCUUUAGUUACGUUGUUUUACAACUGUUUUUUUACAAACUUUCAUAAGUCACUUGCGUAGUUUAAUAAACAGUUUUAACAGAUUUUAAAUAGUAACAAACGUUGUUUUAAUAACUAGUUUCUACAGACUUAAAUAGUUACUUAAGUUAUUUUUACAACUUGUCUAAAUAUU
Messenger RNA from Hyalella azteca, 3037 nucleotides. Its product is annotated as E3 ubiquitin-protein ligase TRIM71-like. Gene Ontology annotation, biological process: protein polyubiquitination; proteasome-mediated ubiquitin-dependent protein catabolic process. The coding region runs from base 450 to 2483 and encodes 677 amino acids. Gene Ontology annotation, molecular function: ubiquitin protein ligase activity; protein binding. The transcript has 2 exons. The record is from RefSeq and is a predicted model, not a curated record. NCBI's taxonomy places the organism in Eukaryota, Metazoa, Arthropoda, Malacostraca, Amphipoda, Hyalellidae.